Zingiber officinale is the source of this 984-nucleotide messenger RNA. RefSeq names its product extensin-like. Lineage: Eukaryota; Viridiplantae; Streptophyta; Magnoliopsida; Zingiberales; Zingiberaceae. Bases 1 to 984 code for a protein of 327 amino acids. The transcript has 2 exons. The record is from RefSeq and is a predicted model, not a curated record.
AUGGCUACCUCUCCGAACCUCCGCCCCCAUUUUCCCCGCAGAGCCUCGUCUACUGCCCAAUCUACCUCCUCUGCUCAUCCCAAGACUUCGUCUACAUCUCGGCCUGCCGAUCCUGUUCAUCCCCAACCUACCACUACUGUUCAUCCCCAGCCUACUGCUACUAUUCAUCCCCGGGCCUCGCCUAUAGCCCGGCCAUCCGUCCCGAUACCUCUUCAAUCAACUAAUCCUUCUCGACCGACUUAUAGCCCUAGUUGCGGCCAUGGUCGAAGAUCGACCAACGUCACCUAUGACAGCCCUGCCUUCAGAGAAGCUUCUCAGGCAGCUCGUCGGGCACGUUCUAUAAAUGACCGCUCGGGUCGUGAUGCCCCCUCCUCUUCCCAGCGCAGGGUUCGGCUACCUUCCGAAGAUUCUGACUCAGAUGACCAGCCUUUGGCUCAGAGACUUCGCCGCAGGGCCCCCAAUCCUAGCCAAGACUCGGGCCCUUCUGCUGUUCCUCCUCCUUCGCCUCCGGUUGCAACCACUACUCCUAUCCCGAGCCAGGCAGACGCUCCUGCUCCACGCGAGGUUCAGGCCGAGCCUCCGCUAGCUCAACCUUCCACCUCGCAACAGCACCCGAGCACCGAAGCUGGCCCAUCAAAUCGCCCUUCACCAACUACCUCACCUCCAGAGCCUUCUCAUGUGCCCCCUUCAGCUCCUUCUGGCUCAGCUGCUGGACCUUCACAACCCCCACCACCUACUUAUCAUCAUUAUCGUACCACUGCCCCUUCUGAGGCUGAGUUAAGGUCACGACAAGAUGUUACCACUACCUCCUUCACAAUGAAAGGUCGUUUGGCCACUUUAUGGGAAGAAAAUAUUUCCUUUAUGUUCCAGGCUUGCACAGAGUCCCUGAUAAUAGAUCAAUCCUUCCAUGUCGCUCAUUACCCGAGCAAGGUGCUGCGGGACAGGGUAGCAGAAUUGGAGCUGCAGUUAAAUGACCCGGCGUAG